AUGUCGAUGCGAUUGAAAACCCUCGAUGGAGUGGCUUUGGUGACAGGCGCAGGUUCCGGGAUUGGCCGUCAGAUAUGCAUUGCCUACGCCCAAGCAGGAUGCAGGGCCAUUGCACUGGCCGAUAUCACGACCGAGGGGAUGAACGCCACCAUCUCGUUGAUCAAAGCUCAAGGAUAUCAGGUGCAAACCCUGGCAUUAAAGACAAACGUCACGGAUGUCGAUUCUGUGCGAAAUCUGAUUUUGGAGACCACAAGGGCAUUUGGAGGCAUAGAUUAUGCCGCCAACGUUGCCGGAAUCACAACCGCCGCUCGAGUUCCGACCGCCCAGUAUCCGCACGAGGAGUAUGAUAAGGUUUUGGAGAUAAACACAAAGGGUGUCAUGGUUUGCAUGCAGGAACAGAUUCAAGUGAUGCAGAAGCAGAACGCCACCUGUACGCCGGGAUUCGACAACCCACUGCGAGCACAGAGAGGAAGCAUUGUCAAUAUCGCCUCUGUGACUGGCUUUGCUGCCUUGCAAAACAUGAUGCCAUAUGUCGUUUCGAAACAUGCCGUUGUAGGUCUCACCAAAUCCGCAGCGGUUGACCAUGCCCGGGAGGAGAUCCGUAUCAACGCCGUGUGUCCGGGGAUGACUGAGACGCCCAUGGUUGCAGCGAGGCAGGCUUCUGUGACGCCGGGAAAAAGGGGGUGGGCAGUGGAAGGGAACGGAAGGCAGAGACUUGCCAUCCCCGAGGAAAUUGCAGAUGUAUGCAUAUUCUUGAGCGGGUGUGGUGCCAGCUACAUGACUGGGUCAACGGUCACCGUCGAUGCAGGGCAUUUGGCGGCUUUGCGGUAUGAGGGAAGCUUGUCUUAG
Molecule: messenger RNA, 849 nt
Organism: Aspergillus puulaauensis
Lineage: Eukaryota; Fungi; Ascomycota; Eurotiomycetes; Eurotiales; Aspergillaceae
Product: SDR family NAD(P)-dependent oxidoreductase
Exons: 3
Coding region: 1-849 (282 amino acids)
Molecular function (GO): oxidoreductase activity
Source: RefSeq, a predicted model, not a curated record